CGCAGCCCAAGAUAAGCGGCCAGGUGAGCCUACCCGCGCCGCAGGAGGGGCGCGGGGCGGCGCGGAGCCGACGGGACGCGCGGAGGUCUGGCGGCAUGUCAGUUAGCAGGAAGAGCUGGGACGCUCUGUCCAGCCUCACCCGGCAGUCGACCCUGGAGGAUGAGGAGGAACAGGAGCGAGAACACCAGUGGCAACACCAGAACCUGAGCUUCACCACAGACGACAAGGACCCACCGGACCCCAAGAGCACCAGCGUAAGGCUCCCAGCCAGCUCAGUCAAAUUAGGCCCAAAGCUGGAGCAAUAUCUCUCAGCCAUACAGAGAUCAGAGUCCGUCAAGGGUGCAAACCCAUCCCACACUGAGUUCCUUGAGGCUCCCGUGGAUGUUGCCAGCAAGCGCCACCUCUUUGAGAAAGAGCUGGUGGGCCAGAACCGAGAGGGUCCAGCUGCCAGCUGCAAGGAGAACUUGCAGCUCUCAGGGGUGGUGAAGUCGCGGCUCAACCUGUGGAUCAGCAGGAUCCAGGAGUCAACACAGCAGGGCCCACAGAACCAGGAGACACAUAGGGAAUUGGCAGCUGGCAGAAAGCCCCAGUGGAGGAAGAAGCCAGAGGCCCCACUGGGUGCCGAGAAGAUCUCUGUGCUGGAGGAGAGAGCUGUCUCAGGAAAGAGGGAAGUUCCAGACAAAGCCAGCGACUCGGAGAAGAGACUGGUGUCUGAGAAAGCCACCGUCUUCGAGAAGACCCCAGUCCCCGAGAUACUGCCAGCCCCAGGCAGGGCCAUGGCCCCAUUGAGGCCCCAGGACUGGGAGCAUUCAGCCUCAGCAGAGUGCCCAUCCAGCCCCAGGGAGCAGCGGGGCACUGGGCCUGAGAAGGAGCCUGAGUCUUCAGCGGGGCCUCUGCCCCGGGAUGGCGGCCUCCCACCUGUCACUCUGCAGGUGAGGACUCGCAGCACGGAGGCUGAGGCCAAGGCCCCCUCGCCGACACGGGCCUUGCCCACCUUCAGCAGCACCCUGCAAUGCUCCAGCCCCCGCACCAUCCCCAGGAUGAGGCCCCCUAAAGACAGCUCAGAGGUGGCCUUAACUCACAGCACCAGCAGGAGGCUCCCAGCCAGCUCGGUCAAAUUAGGCCCGAAGCUGGAGCAAUACCUCUUGGCCAUACAGAGAUCAGAGUCUGUCAAGUGUGCAAACCCAUUCCGCACUGACUUCCUCCGGGCUCCUGUGGAUGUCACCAGCAUGCACCACCUCUUCGAGAAGGAGCUGGUGGGCCAGAGCCGAGAGGGUCCAGCUGCCAGCUGCAAGGAGAACUUGCAGCUCUCAGGGGUGGUGAAGUCGCGGCUCAACCUGUGGAUCAGCAGGACCCAGGAGUCAACACAGCAGGGCCCACAGAACCAGGAGAUGCAGAGGGAGUCGGCAGCUGGCAGGAGGCCCCAGUGGAGGAAGAAGCCAGAGCCCCUGCUGGGUCCCGAGGUGUGAGGAGCCAGUCCCAGGCCAGCAGCCAUGCUGGUCGCCUCUCCCACUCGCUUUCCACACUGGAUAUGGGAGGACGCUGGCCAGCAUCCUCCCCACCCCUCUGGGGCAGGCAUGCCCCGUGGCUUGGCUGGCAUCUUUCCCACACCCCUGUUGGGGCAGGCAUGCCCCGUGCCUUGUUCAGAUGCGGGCACUGCACAUCUGCACAGAGCCUCACCACCCUGUCCACGCGGAUUCCUGCUCUUCCUCCUCCUCCUCCAUCCAGUGGCACCAGUGUCUCUGUGUACCUCUCCCAGGCUGGCCCCCACCAUCCUUGUGCCACCUGCCAGGUUGGAGGAGCCAUGCUGACCCCUCCCGGGCCCUGCCUUGCUCCCCUUCACGCCCCACCUGCUGCCCUGGCCAAGCCAUCCUGUGCCCCCUCCCCACACUCAAGAAAGAGCAGAUAAACUCAUUCACUCUCAGGUGUGACCAAUAAUAGCUUUAAAAUCA
Bubalus bubalis (water buffalo) is the source of this 1952-nucleotide messenger RNA. Its product is annotated as ladinin-1. Gene Ontology annotation, molecular function: structural molecule activity. Lineage: Eukaryota; Metazoa; Chordata; Mammalia; Artiodactyla; Bovidae. The record is from RefSeq and is a predicted model, not a curated record. The coding region runs from base 96 to 1469 and encodes 457 amino acids. The transcript has 14 exons.